UUGCCACACCGGAUAUCACAUUUUCGAAACUUCAACCAGCAAAACUGCAAAACCCUCCCCAUUUCACUCGAAACAGAGAAACAAAACAUCCUCCGAACUUCCCAUUCUCUCUCCUCCGCCGUCGCUUUCUCUCUCCUCCGGUGAUUAUUUGCGUUUGGGGUGUCAGAGUUGAAGUUCUCACUUACUUCAGUAUACUAUCAUGGCGAUUGAUAGAAUCUUGAAAGAUGAAGCUUCUGAGGAGAAGGGAGAUCGUGCUAGAAUGGCUACAUUUAUUGGUGCACUUGCAAUUGUAGACUUGAUCAAAACAACUUUGGGACCAAAGGGAAUGGACAAGAUUUUGCAGUCAACUGGUCGGGGUCAUAAUGUUACCGUGACAAAUGAUGGGGCGACAAUCAUGAAGUCCCUUCACAUUGAUAACCCUGCAGCCAAAGUUCUUAUUGAUAUUUCAAAGACACAAGAUGAUGAAGUUGGUGAUGGGACAACAUCAGUUGUUGUAUUGGCUGGAGAGUUAUUAAGAGAGGCCGAAAAGCUUGUUGCAAUGAAGAUUCAUCCCAUGACCAUAAUAGCAGGUUAUAGAAUGGCUUCUGAAUGCGCUCAUAAUGCAUUGCUGAAGAAGGUGGUCGACAACAAACAAGAUGCAGAUAAAUUCCGGUCAAACUUGAUGAACAUUGCAAGGACUACGCUGAGUUCGAAAAUAUUGUCUCAAGACAAGGAACACUUUGCCAAUAUGGCAGUAGAUGCAGUUAUGAGGCUGAAGGGUAGCACGAACCUGGAGGCCAUCCAGAUUAUCAAGAAGCCUGGAGGUUCCUUGAGAGAUUCAUUUCUAGAUGAAGGAUUUAUUUUGGACAAGAAGAUUGGUGUUGGACAACCAAAGCGUAUAGAGAAUGCAAAUAUUUUAGUUGCAAACACUGCAAUGGACACAGAUAAAGUAAAAAUCUAUGGGGCACGAGUACGUGUUGAUUCAAUGGCUAAGGUUGCCGAGAUUGAAGGAGCAGAAAAGGACAAGAUGAGGGAGAAAGUGAAGAAGAUUAUUGGUCAUGGAAUUAAUUGUUUUGUUAAUCGGCAGUUAAUCUACAAUUUCCCUGAGGAACUCUUUGCUGAUGCUGGAAUCCUUGCCAUUGAGCAUGCCGAUUUUGAUGGUAUUGAGCGCCUUGCUCUGGUGACUGGUGGGGAGAUUGCAUCAACUUUUGAUAAUCCUGAAUCAGUUAAACUUGGACAUUGCAAGCUGAUCGAGGAAAUUAUGAUUGGGGAAGACAAGCUAAUUCAUUUCUCUGGUGUUGAGAUGGGACAGGCGUGCACAAUAGUACUGAGAGGUGCAAGCGAGCAUGUACUUGAUGAGGCUGAAAGGUCCUUACACGAUGCCCUGUGCGUGCUUUCGCAGACGGUGAAUGACAGUAGGGUUUUGCUUGGAGGUGGUUGGCCUGAAAUGGUGAUGGCAAAAGAGAUAGAUGAACUGGCUAGAAAAACUCCUGGAAAGAAGUCUCAUGCCAUUGAAGCUUUCUCACGGGCACUGCAGGCCAUACCGACAAUCAUUGCUGACAAUGCUGGAUUAGACAGUGCUGAGUUGAUAUCAAAGCUUCGUGCUGAGCACCACCAAGAAAACAGUACUUCAGGAAUAGAUGUGAUCACUGGAACUGUUGGAGACAUGGCUGCUCUGGGAAUCUCGGAGUCUUUUAAAGUAAAGCAGGCUGUCUUAUUAUCUGCUAUAGAGGCAGCUGAAGGGCUCCUGAGGGUUGACGAGAUUAUCAGAUGCGCUCCAAGGAGGAGAGAAGAUAGAAUGUAAAACCAAUUUUUGGUUUUGUAUCGCCGGAACCUAGGUUUUGUACUAGUGUUUUUUUUUUAUUUACUUGAUUGAUUUAGAAGACAGUCUGGGAUUUUGGUUUUCAUCCCUGUGCAAUAUGCUGGUCUGUAGCAGAUUAUGAUUUCUUUCUGCAGUGGUGUUGGAUGUAGGAGCUGAUAUUUUGUACAUUGAAAGAUUGCAACCCUAAAGUUUUGAUGGAUGAACCAGAAACGUGAAUUAUUUAUGAGGAGGAUGAGCACAGUUUUUACAACAUAAAA
Molecule: messenger RNA, 2058 nt
Organism: Spinacia oleracea (spinach)
Lineage: Eukaryota; Viridiplantae; Streptophyta; Magnoliopsida; Caryophyllales; Amaranthaceae
Product: T-complex protein 1 subunit beta
Exons: 12
Coding region: 200-1783 (527 amino acids)
Biological process (GO): protein folding
Cellular component (GO): chaperonin-containing T-complex; cytosol
Molecular function (GO): ATP binding; ATP hydrolysis activity; ATP-dependent protein folding chaperone
Source: RefSeq, a predicted model, not a curated record